Molecule: messenger RNA, 1819 nt
Organism: Branchiostoma floridae (Florida lancelet)
Lineage: Eukaryota; Metazoa; Chordata; Leptocardii; Amphioxiformes; Branchiostomatidae
Product: aspartyl aminopeptidase-like
Exons: 15
Coding region: 69-1502 (477 amino acids)
Biological process (GO): proteolysis
Molecular function (GO): aminopeptidase activity; zinc ion binding
Source: RefSeq, a predicted model, not a curated record
CAUACCGCUAGGUGACGUCCUUUGAGUGCCAACCCUUUCGCCGGUCACUCUCAGUCUAGGUUGGAAAUAUGGCUGCCCCGAUGGCUCAAGCGACAGCAGCUGGAACUAAAGAAGCGAUCCUGAGUGCUGCCAGAAAGUUUGUUGACUUUGUGAACAAGUGCCAGUCACCUUUCCAUGUUGUUGAGGAGUGCAGGACGAUCCUGAGAGCAGCAGGCUUCAGUGAGCUGCGUGAGGCGGAUCAGUGGGACAUCAAACCCAACAACAAGUACUUUGUGACGAGGAACCAGUCGACUGUUGUAGCCUUCGCUGUGGGAGGACAGUACAAACCUGGGAACGGAUUCACUAUAGUGGGAGCUCACACUGACAGCCCAUGUCUCAAGGUGAAACCCCUGUCCAACAAGCUGAAGAGUGGUUACCAGUGUGUAGGUGUGGAAUGUUACGGGGGUGGCAUCUGGCACACCUGGUUCGACCGUGACCUCACUGUAGCUGGCAGGGUCAUGGUCAAGAAUGCAGACAAGAUCGAGCACCGGUUGGUUCGUAUCGACCGCCCGAUCCUACGUGUGCCAAACAUCGCCAUCCACCUGAUGAGGGACCACAACGACAAGUUUGGCCCAAAUAAAGAGACGAACAUUGUACCUGUCCUGUCUACAGCAGUACAGGCCCAGUUGGAAGGGUACACUUCUGCAAAGGAGGGGGAGGAACCAAAAUGCCAGGCUGACAAGCACCCCCCAGUCCUGGUGACCCUCCUGUGUAAGGAACUGGGGAUCCAGCCACAGGACCUGCUGGACUUUGAGCUGUGUCUGGCCGACACUCAGCCUGCUACCAUCGGUGGUGCUCUGGAAGAAUUCCUGUUCUCGCCAAGACUGGACAACCUUCUCAGCAGCUACUGUGCCUUACAGGGACUGGUGGAGUCCAGUGGUGACAAUGGGUCAUUGACAUCUGACCCUAACAUAAGGCUCAUCGCACUCUAUGACAAUGAGGAGGUAGGCUCGGAGUCCGCCCAGGGAGCGGCUUCCAUGCUGACCGAACACAUCCUGCGGAGGUUGUCUGUAGGGGACCGUGCCACCUGCUUCGAGGAGGCCAUCCCCAAAUCUUUCCUCCUCAGUGCUGACCAGGCACAUGCGGUCCAUCCUAACUACUCAGAGAAGCAUGAAGACAACCACAGGCCCAUGUUACACAAGGGUAUUGUUAUCAAGUUCAAUGCCAACCAGAGGUAUGCCACAACAGCAGUGUCUACGUCCAUCCUGAGGGAGGUGGGGACACGGGCUAAUGUUCCGCUUCAGGACUUUGUUGUGCGUAAUGACAGUCCCUGUGGCUCCACCAUAGGGCCGAUUCUGUCAGCCAAGCUGGGCAUGAAAACUGUGGACAUCGGAGCUCCUCAACUCAGCAUGCACUCCAUCAGGGAAAUGGGCUGCACCUCCAGUGUGCACCAGAGUAUUGCACUCUACAAGACUUACUUCCAAGAGUAUCCAUCCAUCUACAACAAUGUGAACGUGGAAUAGACAAGAAAUUCCAGAUCCUUGGAACAACCGACCUUUAAUGAAAAGGCCUUAGAUGAACAGUAAAUGUUUACAAAGUGCAAUUACAGAAUAUUAUGCAACUUGAAUACCAAAUUUUACAGUAGUUUUACAUAGAUGACCAAAUUGCUGUAACAGUUGCAUGCUUGCAGAGUGCUUAGUUAACCAUAAGGAGUCAACAUUUGCUGUUUCGUGCCAUAGGUGUAUCGGUACACUUGAAAGUUAAAGAGCAUAAGGUUAAUGCUCCUGCAGAGGAAAAACAUGCCAGGAGUGAAAGUUGUGUCUUGGUUCUAAUACCAGUG